AACGCAUCCUGUUUAUCAAAGUAAAUCGUCCGACACGCUUUGACAACCUCACUGUCGCGAUCAAGGAAUAGACCAUCCUACAUUGCCCCUCACAGUCCGUGCAUGAGAGUACAGUAGCCAUGUCGGGGCAGAGCGCGCCCAGCCCAGCGCCACGGAGCGCCAGCACAGGACCAAAUGGACCCCUCGCGACUCCGACUUCUGCACCCCUAGUGAAUGGCGUGGGAGGCGCUUCUGUUGCUGGAGCUUCUGUGCCCGCGCCUGCGACAACAGGGAGCGGUGGAGGUGGCAUGACCCAACAAAAUCUCAAUCAAAUUGUGAUUGAUUACCUCGCUAAAAAAGGCUACCACCGAACAGAAGCCACUCUGAGAGCAGAGUCAUCAAACCAAGAGAUCCCAAAAGAUGGCGACGUCAAGCCUACACCGACAGGUCCCCCUCGAUAUCACGAAAUGUUUGCUCGCCUGCGAGCUUGGACUGACGAUGCGCUCGACAUCUACAAGCCAGAAGUCAGGCGCCUUCUAUGGCCCCUGUUCGUUUAUUCAUACCUCGACCUUGUGCAGCAAUUCUACCCUAAGGAGGCAACCAAGCUGUUCCAGAAAUUCUCCGAGGAUUUCAAGAAGGAACACGAGUACGACCUACGAGGCCUCGAGCACAUCACGCUCCCCGAACAUGGCGAAAACAAGAUAGCGAAGCUCUAUCGCGAUAACAAAUAUCGCCUCUCUCUCAGCAACUCAGCAUUCAUCUACUUCAUGCAAUUUCUCGAAAGUCUGCCCCAGGCCGGCUACAAGCUCUUCAUUGACAUCGUCGAAAAACACCUGGACCUCCGCCAAGUCGAACGUGCCGCCGAUGACCGUUUCAGCUUCGCCUCCGUCAUCCAGCGCGGCAUUGAAGGCCAAGACAUGCCUGCCGAGGAUGAAGGCAUACCUGGCCACCGCCCUGGCAACGCCGUGUCAUCCACAGAUCCUAAUGUCGGCAACAACCUUGCGAACCUCAAACUAGGCAAAUUGCCAAUGGAAAAAGAUUGCGAGGAAGACGUCCGCGGCGACCUCAUGGACCUCGACCUUGAAAUUCCCCCAGCGCCGGGUCAACCAUCCCUCGUCCAAACCCACGAACAAGUCAACAUCAAACAGGAAGACGAAGACGAAGGACCCAGCAGAACCGAAAUUCCCUUCCCGCCGUCCACAGCCCGGGACGUGGCCCUCGAAGUCCAAAAGAUCCGCGAACACCGCGAUCGCAUCAAAAUCGAGUCUCGCACCGGUGGAAUUGGACCUGCCCUCAGCGUGGUAAUGUACACCUUCCACAAUACGCACGACAGCAUCACAUGCCUCGACUUCAGCGGUGACCAGAAUCUCGUGGCUGCCGGCUUCUCGGAAAGCUACAUUCGCAUAUGGACGCUGGACGGGUCACAGCUUGGUCCUGCCAUCGGUGGCCAGCCCCAAAACUCACAACGUCUCAUCGGUCACUCAGGUCCCGUGUACACCGUGGCAUUCGCUCCCUCCAGCUACAAACCAUCACCCGACUCUGGGGACACGGCUGCGAGGUGGCUCCUAUCCUGCAGCGCCGACGGCAGCAUUCGCCUGUGGAGUCUCGAUUUGUUCUCCUGCGUCGUCGUGUACAGAGGUCACGUCGGGCCCGUGUGGAGCGUCUCUUGGGGGCCGUUUGGUCACUACUUCGUGAGCGGCGGCCACGACAAGACCGCGCGCGUCUGGCUGACCGACCGCAUUCGGCAAGUUCGUCUGAUGGGUGGACAUGAUGAUGACGUGGACGUGGUCGCGUGGCAUCCGAACAGUAGCUACGUGUUCACCGCCUCGUGCGACAAGACGGUGCGCAUGUGGGCGCUCAACAAUGGCAACCCGGUGCGCAUGUUCACGGGACAUACGUCGAUGAUCACGGCGCUGGCUUGCAGUCGGAACGGCAAGAUCCUUGCGAGUGCGGACGAUACCGGCGUGAUCCUUCUCUGGGACCUGGGUCCUGGACGACUGCUCAAGAAAAUGCGCGGCCACGGCAAGGGCGGCAUAUGGUCACUUAGCUGGAGUGCUGAAUCCACGGUCCUCGUCUCCGGUGGGGCAGACUGUACGGUUCGCGCAUGGGACGUCACGGGUCCAGCGAAGGAGUCUGCAACAACGACGAGCAAGCCUGACGGCGCAGCAACUGCAGGAAAGGCCGAUGGUGCGGGUGCCAUGUCCGGUGUGGGAGCAAGCGCGCCGACGUCGAAUAUCAAUCUGACCUCUGGUACUGCGAGUGGAGCGCCCGGUGUGGGAGCGGGAGGAGUGCACAAGAAACGAGGAAAAGACGCGGUGGUCACGAGCGAUCAGAUCAGUGCCUUUCUCACCAAGCACAGCCCCGUGUACCACACCAAGUUCACGAAUAUGAAUCUCGUCAUUGCAGGAGGUGCCUAUUUGCCGGAGCAGGCGAAAUGAAUCCUCACAUAGCGACCAAAGCUGCUGAAUAGGAGAAACGAUACGAUUUUGCAUCGCAGGGGAACUGAACUGGAAUUGGAACUGGAACUGGAGCUGUCGCAGAAUUGAGGAUAUGGGACAGAUAAAGGGCGUGCAACGGGGCUUUGCUUUGGUCCUCGUGGUCAGAUAAAGGCCAUGACCUUGUAUGAUUACCUUACCCACAUGUGUCAUUGAGGGCUCUGGAGUGCUCUGGGGUUGGGUACAGAGGGCCACUCAUGGGAGUACGUGCAUACCUCGUCCUUACGCGCGACGGGCGCCCCCAGGACAAACGUCUUAAGCAUCAGGAGGGGGCAUGCCAUAGCAAUAUAAAAGCAACGAAGAUUAUUACUGCAAGUGUAUGGG
This is a messenger RNA of Exophiala xenobiotica, 2798 nucleotides long. RefSeq lists its product as uncharacterized. Gene Ontology annotation, cellular component: transcription factor TFIID complex. Gene Ontology annotation, biological process: transcription initiation at RNA polymerase II promoter. The transcript has 2 exons. The record is from RefSeq and is a predicted model, not a curated record. Gene Ontology annotation, molecular function: protein binding; RNA polymerase II general transcription initiation factor activity. The coding region runs from base 120 to 2417 and encodes 765 amino acids. Lineage: Eukaryota; Fungi; Ascomycota; Eurotiomycetes; Chaetothyriales; Herpotrichiellaceae.